Nelumbo nucifera (sacred lotus) is the source of this 1701-nucleotide messenger RNA. RefSeq names its product transcription factor HHO3. Gene Ontology annotation, biological process: regulation of DNA-templated transcription. Gene Ontology annotation, molecular function: DNA-binding transcription factor activity; DNA binding. NCBI's taxonomy places the organism in Eukaryota, Viridiplantae, Streptophyta, Magnoliopsida, Proteales, Nelumbonaceae. The record is from RefSeq and is a predicted model, not a curated record.
GCCAGCACACAGAGAGAGGCGAAGAGGGUAGGGAACCGCCUCCUCGAAUAUUCAACCUUUCUUUCCUAAAUAUCCCAUCCCCCACCAUCAAUCAAAGAUUCGCUGUGUACGCGACGCCCCGACCUCGACCCUCCUACGCCCUCCGAUCUCUUCUUAAGCUUACCCCCUGAGUUCUCAUCUCUCUCUCUGAUCGCUUCUGUGUUCUCCAAGAUUAUUCUUUCUCGGAUUCCUGAUACUACCUCGAUCCCCGUCUUCGAUCUUUCCAAUUUUACGGACCUGCCGAUGCUGUAAAACAAAGCCCUCCUUUUAAUGAUCUGUUGUUCUCUCUUCUUUUCCAUCCCGUCAGAUCUUCUCUCUUCUUCUAAGCUUCUUCGUCGAAACUGGUCCAUUGGAGAACCAAGUCACCAACUAAUCCGCCGUGAGCAUGAUGGAUAAUUUCGCUGAGAAAAUGCAGAGAUGCCAGACUUACAUGGAAGCCUUGGAGGAAGAGCGUCGCAAGAUCCAGGUCUUCCAGCGCGAGCUCCCGCUGUGUUUGGAGCUUGUUACUCAAGCCAUUGAGACAUGCAGACAGCAGCUUGCGACCAGCACUGAGUAUUUUCCCGGACCGACUGAAUGUUCAGAACAGACAUCAAGCGAAGGUCCUGUGUUGGAGGAAUUCAUUCCAUUAAAACGGAGCUCCUCUUCUGAAGAGGAGGAAGAAUUAAACAAGCCCAAUAACAAAGACAGGAAUGACAAAAAGGCGGACUGGUUGAAAUCUGUCCAAUUAUGGAAUCAAGCGCCAGAUCCACCCCUCAAACAGGAUCUGGGUCCGAAGCUAUCAGUCGUGGAGACAAAGAAAAGUGGAGGCGCAUUUCAUCCGUUUGAGAGGGAUACUAAGCGGGUUACAAAACCCACAGCGACAUCUGUAGCGGCGGCACCAUCCACAGCCCAAGCAACUGCUACGACAAGCUCCACUGCCGAGACCAUCACUGACGACAGCAGAAGAGACGGGAAAGAAGGACAGUCGCACAGGAAACCCAGGCGGUGUUGGUCGCCGGAGCUACACCGGCGGUUCCUGAAUGCCCUUCAACAGCUCGGUGGUUCUCAUGCUGCAACGCCUAAGCAGAUCAGGGAACUGAUGAAGGUAGACGGGCUUACGAACGAUGAAGUCAAAAGCCAUUUACAGAAAUAUCGGUUGCAUACAAGACGACCGAGUCCGGCGAUUCACAGCAACGGCAACCAGCAAACGCCACAGUUUGUGGUGGUGGGAGGAUUAUGGGUUCCACCCCCUGAUUAUGCCGCAGUAACGGCAACGAAGAGGGAGGCAAAUGGGGUUGCUGCUAAUGGUAUAUAUGCUCCGGUGGCUCCACAACCGGUGCCGGAAUCGUGCUCUCAGCAGCAGAAGAAGCAAAAGCAGUCUCCGCAGUCGUCGUUACAGUCAGAAGGGAGGAGCAGCGGGCAGAGGGAUGAUGACGCUCAUUCCAAUUCACCUUCUGCGUCUUCCUCUACACAUACCACCGCUGCAGCUUCUCCUUCCUUGUAAUGUUACAUGGGUAUUAGAAUGAGGGUCUGAGUUGAGUUUUGUAACAGAUGUUUUUGUUCUUGUAACGUGAAAAAUAACAAACCAAAGAAUUUAAACGUGAUCUCUGGUUUUUGUUUAUAAUUGUAACAUUGAAACAAGAUCUCAAUAUUUCCAAAGCCAUGGCCUUUACCUUUCUUUAA